AUGUCUCUCUAUACAAAUGACAUGGACAGGAUGGAUACGCAAGACGAGGAAGAACAACAAGACUACCACGAUCAACAGCUAGACAAUUUGUCUCGAGGCUUACGAGGAUUGAAUUACAGUUGGGAAGGAAUUUUACUACCAGCGAGCCCAUCGUGCUCCUACCAGACGCAGCCGAGUCAAGAAGUGACUAUUCCAGUGAUUUAG
Molecule: messenger RNA, 204 nt
Organism: Penicillium angulare
Lineage: Eukaryota; Fungi; Ascomycota; Eurotiomycetes; Eurotiales; Aspergillaceae
Exons: 1
Coding region: 1-204 (67 amino acids)
Source: RefSeq, a predicted model, not a curated record